AGUAAGUUUACACUUGUAUUGUUCAACAACGUAGAAAUGUCUAUUCCAGGGUAAACAUGUAUUAUAUCACCACAAUUUUAGCAAUUGCAUCUGUUUGCGAUGGAUUAACGUACAGGAACUAUGCUCUGCUCCAUGGUAUGCCUCGGAAUGACCGCGAGUUGAAAUUCUUUAAUGACAUGGUUAAGCUUUAUAAUGUCACAUAUUGGAGGAGACCUGGCAAAGUCAUGAGGCCUGUUGAAUUUACCAUUAGUCCCUAUAAUUAUGGUGAACUUAUGAUAGAUACAUACAGGACGAAGAUUCGCUUUAGGACUAUUAUGGAAGAUGUGCAAAGUGCAUUUGAUGAACAAACAAUUAAACAUUAUUUUAGGCAUCAUUUGGAUUCAUUCAACUGGGAUAACUAUCAUAGUCUAGAUGACAUUUACACUUGGCUGAAAGAUCUUAGCGGUGCGCACCCUGAAGAGGUUCAAUUGUUGCAUAUUGGAAAGAGUUUUGAGAAUAGGGAUAUAUUCGCUGUGAAACUAAAGUUGAAUAAAAUUAAAAUUUGCAAGAAAAGACACAGACCGAAGAUUAUAAUAGAAGGAGGGAGCCAUGGACGGGAGUGGAUAUCUCCAGCAGUAGUGACUUAUAUGAUACACGCAUUACUAAACGCUAACAAUUCAAACAGCGAAGAGUUGAAGCUGGUAGCACCCAUGUACGACUGGUUUUUCGUUCCUGUAAUGAACCCAGAUGGAUAUGUGUAUUCACAAACACAAGAUCGAUUGUGGAAGAAAAAUCGCCGUGGUGGUUAUGGUGUCGAUUUAAAUCGAAAUUUCGGAAUUUUAUUUGGAAAACAGGGAGCCAAAACGGAUAAAAGAGACGACGAAUACUGCGGUAAAGAACCUUUUUCUGAACCGGAAUCUGCAGCUAUGGCCACGCUCGCGAGAGACAAUAGUUUCAGCCUGGACUACUACCUGUCUUUUCAUGCUUAUGGACAGUACAUAAUUCUCCCCUACUCCUUUUCUAAGAUGUACGAAGAUAAUUACAAUAGUACGAAAAAGUUGGCUGACAUGAUGGCUCAAAAACUAUUUACAAAAUAUCAAGUUCAAUAUAAAGUUGGCACUAAUUUUGAUACACAAGGAUACUUAGCGUCAGGAGUAAGUGCAGACUGGGUAAAAAGAGCAAUUAACGUUACCCACGUGGCAACCAUCAUGUUACCAGACACAGGAGUGUUUGGGUUCGCAUUGCCAACAAAUCAGAUUCUGCCCACUUGCCAAGCCAUCCUGGAUGGGUUGCUAGCAUUCCUAGAUCCGCCAAACCCCGAAGAUCUGCUAAACCGUGAAGUCAGAAGGUUAGGAGAUAUACCAAAAGAAGAGGAUUCUAUAUUUGAAUUUUAUGAUGAUAGUGCUACUCUGGAGAACUAUGCCUCUUCAAGAAUUUUAUUUGUUUGUAAUGUGAUUGUGUAUAUGUUUAGCAGAUUCCUAUAA
Cydia strobilella is the source of this 1463-nucleotide messenger RNA. RefSeq names its product zinc carboxypeptidase-like. Lineage: Eukaryota; Metazoa; Arthropoda; Insecta; Lepidoptera; Tortricidae. The record is from RefSeq and is a predicted model, not a curated record. Gene Ontology annotation, molecular function: zinc ion binding; metallocarboxypeptidase activity. Gene Ontology annotation, biological process: proteolysis. Bases 57 to 1463 code for a protein of 468 amino acids. The transcript is spliced from 8 exons.